Plectropomus leopardus (leopard coralgrouper) is the source of this 3175-nucleotide messenger RNA. It is a transcript of the gene gfpt2, whose product is annotated as glutamine-fructose-6-phosphate transaminase 2. The record is from RefSeq and is a predicted model, not a curated record. Lineage: Eukaryota; Metazoa; Chordata; Actinopteri; Perciformes; Serranidae. Gene Ontology annotation, biological process: UDP-N-acetylglucosamine metabolic process; protein N-linked glycosylation; fructose 6-phosphate metabolic process. Gene Ontology annotation, molecular function: L-glutamine:D-fructose-6-phosphate transaminase (isomerizing) activity; carbohydrate derivative binding.
GUGGAUUUAACGGCAGAGACAGAAGCAUCACUCCAGUCGGGGAACUUACAAGUCAUUUUCAUACAGAAAUACGUCUAGUAACGAAGGAAAAGCUAAAAUCAUGUGUGGGAUCUUUGCCUACCUGAAUUACCGAGUGCCUCGCACCAGAAAGGAGAUAUUUGAUACGCUGGUGAAGGGACUGCAGAGACUGGAGUACAGAGGGUACGAUUCAGCAGGUAUUGCUGUGGAUGGCCCUAAGAAGACAGAUUCUGACAUAAACAACAACAACACCAUCUGCUUAAUCAAGAAGAAGGGGAAGGUCAAGGCUCUGGAUGAGGAGCUUUACACUUGUUCAGAGAAAAACUCCUUGGACCUGGACGAGAAGCUGUGCACACACUUUGGCCUUGCUCACACUCGCUGGGCCACACAUGGAGAGCCGAGCGCUCUCAACAGCCACCCUCAUCGCUCUGACAAAGAUAACGAGUUUGUUGUCAUCCACAAUGGCAUCAUCACCAACUACAAAGAGCUGAAAGCGUACCUGAUCACCAAAGGAUAUGAGUUUGAGUCAGAGACGGACACAGAGGUGAUUCCAAAAUUGAUCAAAUACGUUUACGACAACCGAGAGAAUGACAGCAUCACCUUCUCCACCCUGGUAGAGCGAGUUAUUCAGCAGCUGGAGGGGGCCUUCGCGCUGGUGUUUAAAAGCCGUCAUUUCCCUGGAGAGGCUGUGUCCACCAGGAGAGGAAGUCCACUGCUCAUUGGUGUGCGAAGCGAGCAUGAGCUGUUGACCGAAAACAUCCCCGUCCAGUACAACAACGCUCACCUUAAGGAGGGAGUCCAGGAGAAGAACAGCCAUAAUCGUCCUGACUGCUCCAGCGCCAUCAACUCUGUGGGGGAUGGCAGGGCAGUGGAGUAUUACUUUGCCUCUGACGCCAGUGCCAUCAUUGAGCACACCAACAAGGUGUUGUACCUGGAGGAUGAUGACGUGGCAGUGGUGACUGCUGGGAAACUCUCCAUUCACAGGGUGAACCGGCAGGCUGGUGAGGACCCAGAGAGGUUAAUCCAGACCCUGCAGAUGGAGCUGCAGCAGAUCAUGAAAGGUAACUUUGAUGCCUUCAUGCAGAAGGAGAUCUUCGAGCAGCCGGAAUCAGUAGUGAACACUAUGAGAGGACGGAUAUGUUUUGACACCAACGCAGUGGUUCUUGGUGGGCUGAAGGACCACCUGAAAGAAAUCAAACGUUGCAGACGGCUACUUGUGAUUGGCUGCGGCACUAGCUUCCAUGCUGGAGUUGCUACCAGACAGAUCCUGGAGGAGCUGACGGAGCUGUCCGUCAUGGUGGAGCUGGCAAGCGACUUCCUGGAUCGCAACACACCUGUUUUCAGAGAUGAUGUUUGCUUCUUCAUCAGCCAGUCAGGAGAGACAGCAGACACCUUGAUGGCACUACGCUACUGCAAGAGCCAGGGGGCUCUGACAGUUGGUAUAACCAACACUGUGGGUAGCUCCAUUUGCAGAGAAACAGAGUGCGGAGUCCACAUUAAUGCUGGGCCUGAAAUAGGAGUGGCUAGCACCAAGGCCUACACCAGUCAGUUUGUGGCUCUUACCAUGUUUGGCCUGAUGAUGAGUGAGGACAGGCUCUCCCUACAGCAGAGAAGACUGGAGAUCAUCAACGGCCUCAGAGUGCUACCUGAAUUGAUAAAGAAGGUGUUGUCCCUGGAUAAGAAGAUCAAGGCCAUUGCCAAUGAACUGUACCAGCAAAGGUCUCUUCUGGUCAUGGGUCGAGGUUUCCACUACGCCACCUGCCUAGAGGGGGCACUGAAAAUCAAGGAAAUCACCUAUAUGCACUCUGAGGGCAUCUUGGCUGGGGAGCUGAAGCACGGUCCCCUGGCUCUCAUAGACAAAGACAUGCCAGUCAUCAUGAUCAUCAUGAAAGACUCCUGCUACACCAAGUGCCAGAAUGCUCUCCAACAAGUCACUGCCAGAUCGGGUCGGCCCAUCAUCCUUUGUUGCCAGGACGAUCCCGAGAUGAAACAGAAUGCCUACCACACUCUUGAGCUUCCGCAAACUGUAGACUGUCUGCAGGGCAUCCUAACCGUCAUCCCCCUGCAGCUCCUGUCCUUCCACUUGGCCGUCCUGAGAGGAUAUGACGUUGACUUUCCGAGAAACUUGGCCAAAUCUGUGACGGUGGAAUAAUUACAAGUCAUGCAGCGCAGGAAAGAGUGAAGGAAGCUCAUAGAUUUACAGUGCAAUUGAACGUUCAGUAUGUUUGAGUUUGUGUGUGCGCGUGUGUGUGCAGCAAGAUAGGGGUGAAGUCGGGCACCUUGAAUGUGUGUACGUAUGUAUGUAAAUGAGUGUGUGUGUAAGUGAGAUUGAGAAAACGUGACAGAAGAAACGGAUUAGUAAACGGUACAGUGACUUUUUAAGAAAAAAAGAGUAAUGUGAAGUCCAACCAAAACACUGCUGAGGAAGUGCCAGUGCCAUUUAGGCCUUGCGAAACAAUCUAUGAAAACAAGAUUCACACAUCUAAAGCAACCAGCAUGCUGUGACUUUUUCUUAACCCGAGAUGAGCCAAAAACACAUACAACAGAAGAGAGCAGCAGAAAAGCAUUGAUAUGGUGUAUUGAAGUGUUUACAGUUGUGCAAUAUGGGGACCAAAUGUGCAUUAUGAAUGUACACAAUGAGUUAGGUGAUUUAUUCUCUUUCUGUUUUAUGAAUUUCUUAUGUCUACUGGGGGCCUCUUACUUACCUCUCUUUGCAUAAUGGGAAAUGUAGAGGGUUCCAGAGGGUUCUCUGGAUUUUGAAAAUCUCAUAAAAAAAAAAUAAAAAAAAUCUUUGCUGCACAUUCAUGCCAUUGGUGUGCCUGGUGGGUGAUAAGCCCAUAACUUUGAUGCCAAUUUACUAACUAAUUAGCAGAAACUACCGAAGGAAGUUCCUCAAUCUGACUUUCAUAUUAUUACUUGAUUCUUUUAUUAUGUUUCUGCUCCAUUUUAUUGUUAUUUCAUUUUAAUUUAAGACAUAUUGUCUGUAUUUUUAAGAUAAUUCCAAAGUCCAUUCAUGGUAGAACAUGAACAAUUUUCUCCUGGUGUUCUUUAUACCAAUUCCUGUCAUAGGAUGGAGCAUUUUUACAGACAUACAUGAGAAUUAUUUAAAGAGCAUUUAUGCAGCCAAAAAAUAUUAAAUAAUAAUAAUAAUAUUGUA